Molecule: messenger RNA, 2673 nt
Organism: Scedosporium apiospermum
Lineage: Eukaryota; Fungi; Ascomycota; Sordariomycetes; Microascales; Microascaceae
Product: Fungal specific transcription factor
Exons: 4
Coding region: 1-2673 (890 amino acids)
Biological process (GO): positive regulation of transcription by RNA polymerase II; DNA-templated transcription
Molecular function (GO): DNA-binding transcription factor activity, RNA polymerase II-specific; zinc ion binding; sequence-specific DNA binding
Source: RefSeq, a predicted model, not a curated record
AUGCGACCCUUCACUCCCUCGAUGCUUGCCUUGCGAUCGGAUAAGGUCCGUCAGCUCGAGGCCGAGCUGAGGACCUUAACCGAGGAGGAAGGGGACUUUUCCCAUAACCGCGAGGAGCUCGUGCGUCGCGGCGGUUUUGUUCGCCUCAGCGCCGGAGACGAAUCUGUUCGGUACCUCGGUCCAAGCAGCGGCAUCGCCAUGUCCCGUCUACUCAUGGAAGAAGCUAAGCUCUUUACCGACUCAAAGAGGAUUUCCGAGCUGAUCCCCGAAGUCCGCGCGAGGAGAGAGAGGAGAGAAGCUCGGAUGCAGUCCGUUGUCAUGUCGAACACCCCUCCGGCAAGGAGGAAGAGCACGUAUCCGAUGUUUAGCGAGCACCCGGCGCCGAGUUUGCCGUCCAGGCCACUUGUCACCCGCCUGGUCGAGAUAUUUUCACAAAGAGCAUCCAUGUUUUGGCCUGUGAUCCAUGAACAGCAGUUCGCCAAGGAUCUCGAAGAUGUAUACGCCGGAAGCGACGAUCCCUACAAAAACUACGUUGUGCGUAUGGUCAUAGCCAUCAGCUUACACAAGCUUGAUCCUCAAUAUGCCGGCCUUGCGGAUAGCUACUACCUUGCAGCGAUGCAGCUAUUUGAGGAGGUUGUCCGCCCGAGAGACUUGAAGGCACUUCAGUGUCUUAUCCUCGUGGCGCAAUACUCUAUUCUCGCGCCUACCCGAAUGGCCAUCUACUUCGUCAUCGGUCUGGCCACGCGAAUCUGCCAAGCCACCGGUCUCUGCUUUGAAAAGACGAUAACGACGGCAUACAAUCAAGGUCUUGAGAGUCCCCUUGUGCUUGACAUGCGCCGUCGACUCAGUUGGAUAGUUACUUCCAUGGAGUUCGGCCUCUCGCAUACAAUGGGGCGGCCAAACGCGUUUGCCCAGAGCCACGAUGAGGUCGAUUUGGGGUUCUUCUCGACCGCACCCGAUGAGCGUAUCACGGACGAUGGCAUCCUACCGGGCCCAGAGUGCGAGAAGAAGGUCGUGGCCAUUUACCUCCUCAAGAUGAGGAUGGUGCAGGCGGAAAUCAGACGUGUGCUCUACGAGUCUGUAGACCGUGGGCCCUUGCAUGAUUCCGACCCUUGGUUUGCUAGCAUGGAAAAGAAAAUUCAGGAAUGGCAUGAUGGUGCGCCAACAGAUCCGGCGUGGUGUAAGCCAUGGUUUAGUGGACGGUACUGUCAAUUAAAGAUCUUCCUCUAUCGGCCGUCCCCACAGGUGACCCAGCCGUCACCUCGGGCAGCUGAGAUUUGCUACGAUGCCGCGGCUUAUAUCAUCAGCCUCUCGAGGCAACAGAUGGAAAAGGGCGCGACGGAUGUUACGUGGAUCUUCCUCCUCAAUCUCUACAUGUCGCUGAAUGUCAUACUAUGGUCCGUCUCUUACGCCAACAUCCGCCAGGCCCAUGCGCGUGAGGAUGUUGAGGAGCUGGUCGAUGUGACGCUUGACAUCCUCGAGCAGUGCACUGACCGGUGGCCUGGAACUGAGGCGGCGGCGAAUUUGUAUUCUGUGCUCUCCAGGGCUUGCAUGCAAUCGUACGAAACGCAAGGCGGACCGCAAGACGUGUUUGCGAGCACCUUCAACAACACGCCAGCGGCUUUUGCCCAGGCGCAUCCACCGCCACCCACAGCGGCAGAUGGCGCACACCCUUCAUCCCAAGCUGCUGGUCAGCCACACGUUCCGCAAAACUUUAACAACGGCGGCGGGGGCGGUAUUCAAUUUGGCUACAGUUUCAACAACAACCCUCAGCAGCCCAACUCGAUGAACUCCGGGGGGCCCUUCUCCUUUACCGGGUCGCCCUUUCCGCAGCAACACCCCAUAACCCCACAUCAACCGACAUUCCGAUCAAACUCCAUCUUCUUCAACCCGUCUUCCGAGGGUGGCGGACGGAGGUUCUCUCACUUUGCUCCGGACGUACCUCCCGAAGGCGGAGAUGAGGCGACCCCGCCCGCUACGACAACACCAAUCAACCACGCCACUCCGCCGGACGGGUCUGGGGGUUCUUCGCUCCCCACGCCGCCAGAGUCCAUCGAACCUCCGCCGACGAUGACUCCUCCCGCGUACACGGGGCCUCCGACGACGACACCCGUCCUGACUCACCAGACGCCGCCAUCCGUGGUCUCGACGCCCAUGACGAUGGCAGCAUCCGUGGGCAUCUCGUCUCCGGCGUCGCGAGUAUCAACACCCGGGAAUAUAGCACACCAGCAACCACUACCGGCUCACCGCUCCCCCAACUUCACUAACAUGGUGGGCCCGACAUCUCAACCCGCGCUUCCACCCCAACAACUUCCACCACCAGGGGCGGCCCCACCGCCACCAGCGCCACAUCAUCACAUGCCGCCGACGACCAUGCCGAACUGGUUCGCGCCGCCGGCCCCUCCCUUCGUCUCGCCCUUCGCCUUUGGACCCACCGGCAGCCCGUUCGUCGGCGACAUUAACGCCCAGGCCUUCGCGUCGCCGACGAGCAUGGGACCGGGGGGGCUCGUUUCGCCGUUCGGAAGCCAGUUUACGCAGACGUUUCAGAGGCAGGGGAGUUUGAGUCAAGAGCAGCAUACGGAGCUGAUGCAGGCUUUGGAGAACGAUGGGUUGACGGAGAUUGAUGCCUUGUUGAGUAUGGGUGGGCCGGUGCAUACGGUGGCAUGGGGGUGA